GGAACAGGCAUGACUCAUGCCUGAAGGACUAUCUUUCAUAAGAGAAAGUUCAGAGUCCCAUUAAAGGCACAAAAAAAAACUCACCCAGGACCACCAAAGCACUGAUCGCAGCUGUGCCAGAUGCAUGAAGUGGCAUCAACGCCGGCGGCUUAAGCACCCCUGCACCUCCUCAUCUCCAUAUUCUCCUCCUCCUCCAGUAUCCAAUCUCCUUCAGCCCUCCACCACAUCACACAUAUAGUCUUUCCCCACAACACCCACACAAACACAGGGACACACAUUCCUUCUUCAUUCUCUCUCUCUCUCGUACACACACCCUCCUGCCUGGGGAUUUGAAGAUGUGACUGACUGAGGCUGGUUUGUAAUCAGAUGAAAGACGAGUAUAAUCCCGAAGCUCCCUCCAUCUUUUUCACUGCUGGAGUGGGGAUGCUGAAGGAGAGGACAAGGGCCAGGAUGGGUGACGUGUGACGGAGAGAACUGUGCCGACGGAUCCUGCCUUUAUAAGGACCUGGACUGACGCUGCACUCUUGGGAGUCUGGGAUGACCGCAGAGACCAUUGAAGAGAGAGUGGACGGGUAAAGACGGGGCAGAGAGGACAUCAAAGGGAGCUUCAUCUGUGACUGGGACACAAGCAGAUAUCCAAUGGCUGAGGCUGGUCACACUGUGUCACUCCCACCAGGAGGCACAGUCCCCUCCAACCCUGUUGUCACAGUUGAGUGUAGUUCAGCAGAGGUGAAGCCUGAAGAUGUACCCCUGAAGAGCUCCAAUAAAGCAUCGUGCUCCCCAAAAAACCUCAAGGACAGCAGCCAGAUACAAGUAGUCACUGAUACAAGUGGUCACUGUCUUUUUGAGUCCCACGUGUCUGACGGUGUGUGUUUACAGCCGGUGAACCAUCAGAAUAAACACACGUGUAGGGGUUCACUGACAGUGCACAAAGAACAUGUCUUAUCUCCUCACAAAGACCUACAAGAGCACAGUCUGUUAUCAAUACAAAGAAGCCACUCAGACAGCUUGCAGAUUUUUAAAGAGGCCACAGCUUCUCCUCUCUUCUGUGAAACGGGUGCAUCAUUUUGCCAAGGACGAGACCAGGAUGUUUGUGCACAAUCGUUUCCUUCUUUAGUGUGUAAACAGGCCUUGCCACUUCAGCAGAGCAAUACGGUGACCACGUCCACCAGAGCAGGAAGUAGCGGAUCGGGCAGCCCAACUCAACCAGCCAGGCAUGGCUUCAUUCAGAUCUGUGAAGUCAUUCCAGAGCCCACCUGCCCCAAAUUCGAAGAAGCUGUUUGUUGUAACUCACACUUCCACCACGGCGCCGUCGAGGACACUUUUGCGGCAUAUUGCCACCCACAACCAAUUCCUGCCCCGGCGCAGCUGCUUCCACACUUAGUAGGAAUGGAGGAGAACUACAAGGGCCAAGUAUCAGCAGGCAACCUGCUCGCUCUCCCUCGGCUCAUGUCUUCUGUGAGUGAGACCGGAUUGGACGGUAAGCGUCUCCUUCGCUGCUGCAAUUUGGACUGCUCUUGGCCUGCUCCGCUGCGUCCAGUUGGUGCCCAACAGUGGGUGGAUGAAAAGGCCAAGAGGGAAGUGGGGACCAUGACCACAGAAAAAGAACUAAGAGAUGUAGGAGUGCAAGUGGGACAAGACUCAGAGGAACAUCCCCAGCAUGUGUUCCCAGAAGUGUGCCUGCUUAAGGAGAGGACGAAUACGAGUGGCAAAGCUUCAUCAAAGAGUCAAAAGUCUCCAGUGAGGGAGGUGAAAUGGGAUGCCGAGGGCAUGACCUGGGAAGUGUACGGAGCCUCGGUUGAUCCUGAAGAACUCGGACUUGCGAUUCAGAAACAUCUAGAGAUACAAAUCAAAGAGACUAAGGGAAUAGCGGAGAAGCUCACACGCCAGAACACGACAACAUCCCAGCACAGCUCAGGAUCGACCCAGAGGAGAAAAAGGGGGUUGUUGGGGUUGCUGCGCCGUCCGGUCUGCUGUUCUCGCACCACCGGUGCAAUGGACUAAAGAACCUACAUGACCAAACAGACAUUUUAAAUACUCUUGGGAAUAAAUUUAACAGCUAAGUAAAUGUUGAAAAUAGGGAUUUUUUUUUAGCAACAGUACUUUCCGUCCUUGAAUUACAGAGCUGGGUAAUACAUUUCAGAUAAAUCAUGUCUUCCUUUAUUUUUAACACCUCACUUAUGCUCUAGUAGUUUGCAUAGUAGAUUUAAGAACUUUUUAUAAUUUAGAGAAAGAUUGUUGGUUAUUUUAUAAUAGUUAACUGCUCUUUGUUUUUUGUUUUCCAUCAGCAAAACAUAAUGAUUAUAGUUCCUGUGUUGCAUUAGUCUAUGUGGAAAUAUCCAUUCAAUGAAAAACUUUUAUUGUUUAAUUCUGUGGAAGCACUGUGAUGGAGGUAAGAGAAUCCAGUAACUGUGGCGCUACCUGCUGGUCAACGCAUGACAGUAAGACAGAGGGUAUCAGAAAUACAGUACCUGUAACAAUAGUAAUUUAAAGUAAAAUACUAUUUACAAUACGCGUUUGUUCGAAGAUAUAGGGUUUGUAAGGUUUUUUUGUUUGUUUGCUUUUGAAAGAAGACUAUUUUGCUCACCAAGACUGCAUUUAUUUGAUCAGAAUACUAUAUAACAGCAUUUAUUUGAAACAUAUCUUUUUUAAUAUUAUAAAAGUCUUUACUGUCACUUUUGAUCGAUUUAAUGCAUCCUUGCUGAAAAAAAGCAUUCAUUCUUUCAAUAUAUAUAUGACCCCAAAUCUUGACCCCAAACUUUUAAAAUAGUAGUGUAUAUUAAUAUUGAAUAAUAAUAUUAGUAAUAUGUAAAUAGUAAGAUAUUAGAUAUUAGAUAUAGCAGGUGAGCUAAUUAUUUUAGUCCUUACUUGUCAGUACAUAUUUUUCAAAAAAUAUAUUUCUGAAUAAUAUAAUUUUACAUUUAAUGAGAAAAUUAGCAGCACGACAUAACUGUUUAUUGGAAAAUAACAAAGAAGAGGGAUUAUAACUGUAUUCGGAGUAACACGUUUUGACACUUGGAAGUAGAAUAAGGUUUGUUCAGUUAUUUGUCAAAGCAAAUUAAAUGUCUCACCAGCAGCAUUGUUUUGUCUUUGUAUUCUACUGUAACAAUAAAAGCAAUA
Molecule: messenger RNA, 3120 nt
Organism: Labeo rohita (rohu)
Lineage: Eukaryota; Metazoa; Chordata; Actinopteri; Cypriniformes; Cyprinidae
Exons: 3
Coding region: 640-2004 (454 amino acids)
Biological process (GO): neuron projection development
Cellular component (GO): plasma membrane
Source: RefSeq, a predicted model, not a curated record